AUGGAGGCGUUGUCUGAGGCAGUGGAGAAGGUUGACAGCUCACAGAAGCCGGAAGAGCAGAAGCCGGAAGAGCCGCCGAAGCUGAAUGCAAGCAUCGACGAUGAGGACGAUUUGAGUCGCCGUUUGGCUUCCGGACUCCAUGGCAAGCAGACGGAAAUCUUUUCGGCUGCAAUGGAUACUGGCCACCCAGCCCAGAGUGAAAUUCUUCGCCAGGCGUUCCCUCACGUCAUCAUCCCACAGCCCCUGGCUGACCAGCUGGGGAAGAUGGAAGCAUUUGAGUUGCAGCAGCUUGUGACCAAGGCCGCUGCACGUCGGGACAGGUAUGUGCACUUGCGAGUGGCCGAUGCUUCCUCAGAGGAUUUGGGAGAUAUCAUCAAGGACGCCAAGGCUUCCUUGCCCCAUGGACAUCUGCUGUUUCUGGACGGCAAGAACUUCGGGCAGGGACUCUGCCAAGGUGUACCGCUAACCCUGCUGAGAAGCUGCUGGGGCACCAUCCUGGAGGCGAGUGAGAAGAAUGAGGCCAUGGUUCUACGGGACAACGACAUCUUCAUCACUCUGGAUGGCCGGUGCAGUAAGAUGGAUUCGCAGUACAAGCGCGAAACGGCCAAGAAGCUCAAAGAGCUUGGGUCGUCGGUGUGCAAGCGGAAGGGCCAGAUCAAUAUCCGUAUGCUUUACCAUAUGAGAGAGCUGACCGGCCAGGGCCAUCUCAACUUCGCCAACCGAGCUCGCCGCAAAGUCAAAGUCCACAGCCAGCUGCCCGAGCCCCUCGAGAACUUGUAUAUCCUCAAAACCAGAUUGACCCAGCUUCCGGUUCGCAGUCGGCAGUUCAUCGAUCUGCCUGGUGAUAUCAGUUCUCGGGCAAUGGCAUCUGUGCCGCGAGACGAUGAAUUUAUUGCUGAUGAUGAGGUUUCGAUGUGCCGUGUCAGUGAAGAGGAUUACAAGUCCUUGCUUGAGACCUUCGGGGCCAUGGGGAAGCCACAGCAAGGUGGGGACAAUGGCAAUGCUGAGCCAGCAGACCUGAACGAUCCGCAGGAGGACGAAGAGCAGCAGGAGGGCGAUUUGGCAGAGCCUGACUCUGGGCAUGACACAACCCUCGACAGCGAGGGGCAGCCGCUGUGGCCGAUGGGGGCUUCCGAGAAGGUGAACAGGGAGCUCCUGAACCUCUUCGCGGUCGGAGAGGAUGACAUCAAAAAGCGGGUGGUUCUUGAUAUCUUUCCGGGGUCGGGCUCUAUGGCGCUCGCCUCCUGUCGUCAUCAGCACCGCUACCUUGGACUUCCAAGCUCACCAUUGCACAGAGACAUCAUCAUGGAGAGUCUGCUCCUCCACAUCUGCAAAGAAAUGAUGAAUGGCGUACGGGAUGGAUUUGAAAGUCGGCUCCGCGAAACCCCGGCAGCUCCAGCUGAGGAGCAGAUGACAGAGACGAAGACGAUGGACACUGAGUCGUCUGCCGCGGCCACACAGCAGCCUGGCGAGAUGGGGUCUGCCGAAGCAGCUCAGGCGGAGAUCAACAAGGAUGAAAAGCCGAAGAAAAAUAAGCCUGACAAGAAGAGGAAGAAGAAGAAGCAGACUUCCUCUUCAUAUUCCUCAUAUGGCGAGUCCUCUGAGGAGGCGUGA
Molecule: messenger RNA, 1614 nt
Organism: Symbiodinium necroappetens
Lineage: Eukaryota; Dinophyceae; Suessiales; Symbiodiniaceae
Source: the annotation of a GenBank genome assembly